GAUCAAAUAUAUCAAACACUUGCAUCUCUCCUUUACUUUUUCAUUAUUCCUCAUCUUCAUCUUUUCAUCACUUUCUCCUAAUUUUUCAUGGCUCAUUCACCUCAUAAACUCUUUUUUCUUCUCCUUGCAAUCUUCUACUCACACACUUCUGCUGUUAACUCCUACAAUGAUUCCACAACACUUCAAUCCAAUCUCUCUUCCUUAAGAUCUUUUUGCACAACCACCCCAUAUCCAGAAGUUUGUUUCAAUUCAUUGAAGCUAUCCAUCUCAAUAAACAUAAGUCCAAACAUUAUCAGCUACCUUCUUCAGUCCCUCGAAGUAGCAAUAUCUGAAACCACAAAGCUCUCCAAUAUCUUCCACAAUGUUGGACACUCAAACAUCAUAGAGAAGCAAAGAGGAACAGUUCAGGACUGCCGAGAACUCCACCAAUCCACAUUGGCUUCUUUGAAAAGAUCAGUAUCAGGGAUCCGUUCCUCCAACUCCAUGAGCAUAGUUGAUGCAAGAGCCUACCUCAGUGCUGCUCUCACCAACAAGAACACAUGCUUGGAAGGCCUAGAUUCUGCUUGUGGCACCAUGAAGCCAGCGCUGGUGAAAUCUGUGAUCAACACUUACAAGCAUGUCAGUAACUCUCUUUCUAUGCUACCGAAGCCUGAGACGGGGACUCCCGGUGACCAGAAGAAUGACCACCCUUUGAUGAAUGCUCCAAAGCGGUUAUCGAGCCGAAAGCAAGGAACUUUUAAAGAUAUGGAAGAGUAUAACCCAAAUGAAGUGCUAGUUGUGUCUGCAGAUGGAAGUGGGGACUUUAGCACCAUCACUGAAGCCAUCAACUUUGCUCCAAAUAACAGCAUGGAUAGGACAGUGAUCUAUGUCAAAGAAGGGAUUUAUGAGGAAAACGUGGAAAUCCCAAGCUAUAAGACCAACAUUGUGAUGCAAGGCGAUGGAAGUGAUGUCACUGUCAUAACUGGUAACAGAAGCGUUGGUGAUGGCUGGACCACUUUCAGAUCUGCAACUCUAGCGGUUUCUGGUGAUGGUUUUCUUGCUCGUGAUAUUGCAAUUGAGAACAGUGCAGGGCCAGAGAAGCACCAAGCAGUGGCCUUGAGGGUAAAUGCAGACUUAACUGCAUUUUACAGGUGUGAAAUUAAUGGCUACCAAGACACUUUAUAUGUUCACUCCUUUAGACAAUUUUACAGAGAGUGUGACAUUUCUGGGACCGUAGAUUUCAUAUUUGGAAAUGCAGCAGUGAUUCUACAAGAUUGUAACAUCAUAUCCAGAAAGCCCAUGCCUGGUCAAUUCACUGCUAUCACCGCACAAUCCAGAGAUAGCCCUGAUGAGGACACGGGCAUCUCAAUCCAGAACUGCGCAGUCAUAGCUACCCCUGAUCUGUAUUCCAACUCUAGCAGCUUCAAGAGCUACCUUGGGAGGCCAUGGAAGAACUAUUCUCGCACCGUUUACCUUGAGUCCUUCAUUGAUGACUUCAUUGACCCAAAGGGUUGGAUAGAAUGGAAUAAUGAUAACAAAAGAUCGGACACAUUGUACUAUGGAGAAUACGACAACUAUGGACUCGGUUCCACCACAGAUAGUCGUGUUCAAUGGUUAGGCUACCAUUUGAUGGAUUAUGAUGAUGCAUAUAAUUUCACAGUUUCGCAGUUCAUCAGUGGAGAUGAUUGGCUUGAUACUACUUUUAUACCUUAUGAUAACGGGCUCUGAGCAAAUUUUAAUAGUGUUAUUUUGUUAAUGGUUAAGUUUCUUAUGAUUGUUACUUUCCUCUGCCUCA
Molecule: messenger RNA, 1774 nt
Organism: Vigna angularis (adzuki bean)
Lineage: Eukaryota; Viridiplantae; Streptophyta; Magnoliopsida; Fabales; Fabaceae
Product: probable pectinesterase/pectinesterase inhibitor 12
Exons: 2
Coding region: 88-1707 (539 amino acids)
Biological process (GO): cell wall modification
Molecular function (GO): pectinesterase activity; pectinesterase inhibitor activity
Source: RefSeq, a predicted model, not a curated record